AUGUUCUCGCUUAUCAUACUGACGACGGGUGUCGUUAUUUCGUUUGUUUAUCCACUCUAUCGCACCUAUGGCUUACUUUCUGAAGAUAAGGGUAGCGCUAGAAAUGGGCCCCAAAUGGCAAAACAGAUAGUGGAGAAUCUCAGCGGUAUAUUGAAUGUUCCUAAGGUCAGAAUGGAUCAAUUGGAAGAGUGUAUUGCUUAUUGGGCUAUUGUAUCUAUCUGCUACUUCAUUGGCUCGUUCAAAGUAGUUGCGUUUGCACAGGGUAUAGUACCGUUUGGGUCUCUUUUAAUGCUUUAUCUAAAGGCCUGGUUAGUGUUUCCUAUAGUUCCCGCUCCCGUUUCUGAGGGUAAUACAAAAGUUACCGGAACCUAUAUCAUUUACCAUUAUUAUCUUUAUCAAUGGUUGGCAGAUCUCACUUGGGCAUAUCCUGGGACAAACGCCACGGAUUUUGGAAGUGGUACCAAGAAUAACUCAUCGUCCAGUCUUGCUAGCUCAGCAACUGUGGAUGGGUUUGAUAUGGUGACAGAUUUGGUUAACGAUAAAAAUUAUAUUCUCAGUGAAAGUACGAGCGGGUCUCAGUCGAUGAAUGAAGAGUUUAGGAACUCGUUCAUGAAAAGUAGGAGGAAAUCGUAUGGAACUCUCAAUAAGGCCAAGGACAAGGCCAAGGACAUAGACCAAUCGGACGGGGGAAACAGGAAAUCCUCGUGGUCAUUUGGGUUUUCGAGUAGGCAUGCAAACCAGCCAGUCAACUAA
This is a messenger RNA of Brettanomyces nanus, 753 nucleotides long. RefSeq lists its product as uncharacterized. The record is from RefSeq and is a predicted model, not a curated record. The transcript is spliced from 2 exons. NCBI's taxonomy places the organism in Eukaryota, Fungi, Ascomycota, Pichiomycetes, Pichiales, Pichiaceae. Bases 1 to 753 code for a protein of 250 amino acids.